Messenger RNA from Triticum turgidum subsp. durum (durum wheat), 852 nucleotides. NCBI's taxonomy places the organism in Eukaryota, Viridiplantae, Streptophyta, Magnoliopsida, Poales, Poaceae. The record is from the annotation of a GenBank genome assembly.
AUGUCCGUAUAUGGGACUAUGUCACACAGAGAUGGAGGGGUCCAAUACAAAUCUCUAGGGGCCCACAUAACUGCAGUUGACUGCAUUAAAUUUAUUGCUCGAAAGCAAUGGUUUGUGGCUGGGUCCUCUGAUGGUAUCCAUGUACAAGAGGAAGCAAUAAAAAAGAAGAAAAUCCAGAGAUUCAGAGCUCGUGUUAGCUCUGUCACAUCACUGGCCGUUCAUCCAACCAAGCCGUAUGUGCUUUCAUCAUCCUAUGGCGGACUGAUAAAGCUUUGGGACUGGGACAAGGGAUGGGAAUGCAUAACAACAUUUGAAGGGGAACACUCUGAUGUUGUAUGUCAACUCGCAUUUAAUCCAAAUGACACAAGCAGUUUCGCUAGUGUGUCGAACGAUCGCACAAUAAAGGUUUGGGGUCUUGAUUCACCCAAAUCCCAUUACACUCUGUCUGGCCAUUCAGAUAAUGUGAAAUGCCUUGAUUUCUUCACACGUGAUGAUGGGCAAUAUUUGAUUACUGGUUCUGUUGAUAAUACUGCCAAGAUAUGGGACUUGCAGAAAAAGACGUGCAUUCUUACACUGGAAGUUUUUAGGUCUCCAGUCAUUUAUGUCUUCUCCCAUCCCAAUCUUCCAGUUCUAAUUACAGGUACAAGAAAUGGCAUCAUUUAUUUGUGGAGCUCCACCGAUUUCAGGCUUAGGGGAAUUCUCAACAUCUUACGUGGGGCAGAUGUUAUGGGUCUUGCAUGCUUGAUGGAGUCAAGGAGGGUCGUGAUUGGACAAAGCCACGCCAUAUCUAUAGUGGAUAUUGACGAUGAAGAAACAAUUGGUAGCAAGGGCGACUUCGAAAGCUCCAUAUGA